Messenger RNA from Prorocentrum cordatum, 4421 nucleotides. The record is from the annotation of a GenBank genome assembly. Lineage: Eukaryota; Dinophyceae; Prorocentrales; Prorocentraceae.
CUCGCCGACGCCCUCGCCGACGCUCUCGCCCACGCCCUCGCCGACGCCAUCACCUUCGCCCUCGCCGACGCCCUCGCCCACGCCCUUGCCCACGCCCUCGCCUACGCCCUCGCCUUCACUAUCACCCACGUCCUCGCCAACGCCGUCGCCCUCGCCCUCACCUACGCCCUCGCCCACGCCCUCGCCGACGCCGCCGCUAACACCUUCGCCUACGCCCUCGCCUACAUCGCUCUACGAUUACUGCAGCAGUAUCGACUCCUGCUCGCCUUGCAGAUCGGCGCCAAACUGCGGGCACGGCGUCGGAUUGGUGCAACCAGAUCGGGAUGACGCCCUUCAGCACCGGCCUGUGCCUUCCCGUCGGGACGCCCGCCAGCUGCACGUGGAUGUCGCCGAACUGCGGCGCCUGGGGCUGGUGGUGGUGGAUCAGGUGGCCCAUCCGCAUUCGGGUCAGGACGCUCUACUUGCAGCCCUUCAUGGCCGACGCGACGGUGAAGAGCGCGCUCGUGGGCUCCGCGAGAGGGCUGCCCCAGAUGGCCGCCCUCCCAGCCGGCGCCGACAUCACCGUCGAGCUGGCCGCCGCUGCAGGCGACAGGCUGGCGCUGCCGCGGCAGGGGCUGGCGACGGACGACGAGGCCGAGGUGGAGGUGAGCUACUCGGUGCGCGUCCAGGGCGACGCAGACGGCUUCGAGAAGCAGCAGGCCGACUCGCUCGUUUCCGCGCUGGAGACUGUCUCCCCGGAGGAGUACACAGAGGCCUUCCUGGUGGAGCUCGAGCAGCUCGCCCCCGGGCAUGCGGCGCCCUUCGGCGUGGAGGCGGUGACCACCUUCUCCUCAAGCGUCUCGGUGACGACAGUGACGGCAAGUCCGACGCCGAGUCCGACGCCGAGUCCGCCUCCGACGCCAGAUAAUUGUUUCGUGCACGCCGGCGUGACCGUCUGCACACGACCCGCGGCCGAUGCCGACACUCAUGCGGCGCGCCCGUGGAAGGUGCUGCUGCAGAGCGAUGCUACGGACGCGGAGCUGAAGCAGAUGAGCGCGGAGUUCUCGGGCGGGUUGCAGAGUCAUCCCGGCAUGGGCGAGGUGCCAUUGCUGUUCGGAAAUUUGACACAAGAUGGUCUCAAGGCGCUGCUGGACAAGUACCCGGGCCGUGUGAAGGCUAUACAAGAGGACGAAUUCAUCAAAAUGGUUGAUGAUCCCCAGUUCGACGACAGAGAAUCGGAGCGGCGGACCUACCCAUGGGGCCUCCAGUACAUCCAAGCGGACUUGGUCCGGGGGCGGGGCGUGGGGGUGCACGUGUACGUGCUGGACACCGGCAUUCGCAUAACCCACACAGAGUUCGGCGGUCGGGCUUUCGCCGCAGUGGACGUGGCCGCCUCGGGGACAUAUCCGGGCACUCUCGCAGUGUGUUCGCCCACUAGCACAACGUGCGCUGACGACGUACACGGGCACGGCAGCCACUGUGCAGGCACGGUGGGGUCCUCGUCAUACGGCGUCGCGGAUGGCGCGACUAUUUGGUCAGCGAAGGUCUUGAAUAAUGCUGGCUCUGGCUGGACAACAUGGAUGGUUCUAGCCGAGCAGUGGAUUCUGUCGUCUGGGAACAGGCCAGCAGUGGUCAGCACCAGCAUUCAGGUCGGGCCAGGCUGGACUGACUUGCCGUGGCAAGCCUCGACCGACGCUUUGGUAGCCGAUGGCGUUGUCGUGGUGGUUGCAGCAGGGAACUACAACCAAGACGCGUGCACUUUUUCUCCGGCCUUUAUCCCCAGCGCGAUCACGGUAGCAGCUUUUGGCGGGGCAUCGGGUACUUCAUGGGACAGGGCCUCGUACAGCAACUGGGGCUCAUGCAUCGAUGUCUAUGCUCCAGGGACGAGCGUGCUGUCGACGGGCCCAUCCAGCGACUUCCAUACCCAAUACAUGACGGGGACGUCCAUGGCCUGUCCACACGUCGCUGGGCUCGCGGCCAGAAUGUUCGAGGCGUACCCCACUGCGGGAGCCUUGACCGCCGCAGAGAGGUGGGAUCUCCUGACGGCCAACAACUGCACUGGCUGCGUCACGAAUGACGCGACCCCCACACCAACUGUCAACCUGGUGGCUUAUGCCAUGGCAGCGAACCCGUGCUCCGUCACCGACGGGUCAGGGCCGAGCGCGAGCUACCCGUGCGACUGCGGCACCAACUUGUGCACGGACGGCGAGGUCUGCACCAGCGCCACAGACACCUGCGCUAGUGUCCCGACGCCCUCACCCACGGCAGCCCCCACGCCGUCGCCUACGCCAUCGCCAACAGGUGCGCCUACGCCCUCGUGCGCCUACGCCCUCGCCGACGCCCUCGCCCUCGCCCGCACCAACGCUCUCGCCCACGCCCUCGCCCACGCCGUCGCCCUCGCCCGGGCCCACGCCCUCGCCGACACCCUCGCCUACGCCCUCGCCGACGCCCUCGCCUACGGGCUCACCAACGCCCUCACCCUCGCCUGGACCAACGCCCUCACCGACGCCCUCGCCAACGCCCUCGCCUUCGCCCUCACCAACGCCCUCGCCAACCCCAACGGCCGACAUCUGCUCAGGCGUGACUGGCUCCCCUCUCUGCGCUGCUUGCGCCGCCGUGCCAGGGUGCUUCUGGUGCAACCAGCUCGGGAUGACGAACACCAGUAUCGGUAUGUGCAUUCCUGCCGGGACUCCCGCCAGCUGCACGCCGAUGAAUCCGCCGUGCGGAUACCCAGCGGUGCCGUGGUGGUGGGUCAUCGAGGGAAAGUACAAGCUGAAAGUCCGGAGGUCCGACGCAGAUGCGUUCGUCGGAGACGGCAAGGUGAAGAAAGCGUUCGAGGAUUCCAUCCGCGAGAAAGCUGGCUUGAAUCUGCCGCUGCCAGCUGGCUCAGGUACUGCCGAUCCCGUCAUAGUUGUCGAGCUCACCGUCGUUGGGCAGAGCGGUGCCCGGCGAGCGGGAGAUGGCCACGGCGUGCUGACAGUCGAGCAGUCCGAGGUGCAGGUGAGCUACUCCGUGUCCAUUCCGGCUGACGCAGAUGGUGGCGAGCAGACAGCCGACUCGAUCAGCAGCGUGCUGGCGCAGGUCCCAGCGGAGGACUUCACGGCCAGCUUUGUGGCGGAGCUCGAGCAGACGGACCCUGGGGUCGCGGCGUCUGUCGGUGUCACGUCGGUGGCCAGCUCUGCCACGGCCCCUGCGGUGACGGUUUCAGCGGCAUCUGCGAUUCCAACGCCGAGUCCGACGCCGAGUCCGCCGACGCCGAGUCCGACGUCUGGCUCCGGACCCAUAUCUGCGAAGGGGGAUCCCCACCUGGUCAACAUGUAUGGCGAGCGGUUCGACCUCAUGAGGCCUGGGGUGCACUCGCUCGUUCACAUCCCGAAGUACUCUCAGGCAUUCCGGACCCUGCUCGACAUCAAGGCGGACGUGCGGAGGCUCGGGGAGGCGUGCACGGACAUGUACGUCCAGGCGAUCAACGUGACAGGCGCGUGGGCCCGCCAGCCCGGGCACCAGGCCGGCUUCUUCUUCUCCGCGAGCGGGCCGCGCCAGGACGCGGGCUGGCAGAGCUUCGGCGCGGUCAGCAUGAAGGUGGUCCACGCACGCACCGAGAGAGGCGUCCCGUACCUCAACUUCCUCCUCCGGCACCUGUCCAACGUGAAGAACCGGAUCGGUGGCCUGCUUGGCGAAGAUGACCACACUGAUGUUGCUACGACGGACCCAGCAUGCCUCAAGAAGAAUCUCGUUGCGUUGUGAGGAUCUUCUGGGCUCCCCCUCUCUUGUGACUACCUGGAGGCAUGAGGACUCUCCUUCGUGCCUCGGGGGCUUGGUGGCGGAUCUUUCAACUCACACUCCUCUCUGAUUGGAGUCAGGGUAUGUGGGGGAAUAUGGAUACUUGUGUUUCCGCGGCAUCCGCGCCGGUUUGCAGGGGCCACCGCGGUACGGGAGCAUGAUUUGACCCAUUUGAAGGCCGUAGGCCACGUUUAAUAACGAUGUAUGGCUCUCGCUCGGCUUACAUUGCCCGGGCACGCCGUGCUGCUUCGAUUUCCAGCUCUUUGCGUAGUCCACCUUACUGCUAGCGUUUAUGAAUGGAGCGGCACAGGAACUUGCCUGGAUCAGCGACGUGGGACUUCAUUUUCUUGGCCAGGCAAAGCAAAACCGCUCGGCGCAGCCUUGAUUGGUGAUGUGGAAUGCUCUCCGAUAGUGUGUGUGGUCGUCGUCUUGUAGACACUUAGAAAUUUUGACAUAUGGUUUCCCGCGUUAUUACUCGUUGAUGUCACCGUGCAACUUAUUCGACGUCGAUUUGAGCAGCGUUGUUGUGGUGCUACUUCUCAGAGUGGCGUUUGCACCUCCAGGCACUUCAAGAUUCAAAGCUGGUGUCUCUUGUCUGCGAUUGAACUCGCCAGAGGUGCUGCCCUUCAUCGUGGUCGCCGUCAUUGUCGAUGUUCUAG